AAAAGCAUGGAGAGAGUCAGACGGAGUAUAUGCAUUCACACGUUUUUUGUCAUGCUCAAGAAACAUCACAAAACACAGACCACAAGCGAUUCCAACCUUAAACGCAUAGCCUAAGGAAUGAAUCAAUCUGUCUUCGAUUCCAACCUUUUACAUAUAAUAACUGCCAUGCUAGCUAGCUGCCGGUUUUAGAGCACCGAUCAUCGUCUCAGCUGGCCGCCGCCGCCGGUUCUGUAAUAAUAUGGCUCCUUCAUGUGGACAUUUCUUUCCUCUCCUUCUUAUCUUACUCAUAUCCGGUGCUGUGAAUGGGUCCCACUACCGCCGUGACAACGUCAACAAUGGCCGUGCCGGUGCUCUGAUUAGCCGGUUGCAGAUGCACGGCGGCGGAGGUGAUUAUAACAUCACCGAUAAGCAUUAUUGGGUUUCUAGGACGAUAACAGGAAUACAUGGAUAUGUGAUCGCCGGAAUUUGGUUGCUAUGUGGGGUGGGUUUGGGAAGUUAUAUAAUGAUCAAGAAUUCCAGUGAUAGCUAUGCGAAUAUGGUUGACCAUCCAAACUCUUCUUACAUAUUGCUCUUUUGGUUACUAAUCUUCUUCACCGCUCUCUCCAUAGUUGCAAGCAGCUUUGUUGUGGCAGCAAACCAAGGCAGCAUGCAUAAAACCAAAAAGCUUAUUGAAACCAUGCUUGAUGCUGGUUCUGAUGCUCAACAGAUCAUGCAAAGGACGAAAAAUAUCUUGCUAACCUUCCAAACGGUUCUAAGCCCACUUGACUCGGAAUCUAUCCAUAUGUUGAACGUGACGACACAUUCACUGAGAAGAGAAUCGGUUUCGAUUAAACAAUUUAUAGAUACAAGCAGGCACUCAACAAAGACAGCCGUUGUAACUUUAUAUGUGGCGAAUCUUGUUGUUGUGGUUUCCAAUUUGGUAUUUUUGGUAGCUGCAUUAGUUCCUUCUGAGCAACAUGUGACAUAUCAAAUGUGGUUAGACUAAUGGAAUGCUGCUUUGGCUCAGUUUCUUUCUUCUUCCGGUGGCCCCUCGGACUCAUAAUCAUACUCUUUUGCUGCUGGAUAUUGACAGGUCUAAGUUGGUUUUUGACAGGCAUUAAUUUUUUCUUUCACAAAGAAAAAUAUGCAGGUUUGCAGAAGAUACAUGCAAUGCUUUGGAAGAUUUUCAACAGAAUCCUCAAAACAGCAGUUUGCAAUAUGUAGUUCCUUGUACUAAAUACCCAACUUCCAACACCUUGUUGGUUCAAAUUGGUUCCACUAUCCAUAAUUACAUGUCUCAGAUUAACUUGAAGCUCGCAGAGCUGCCAGCUUUGGCACGACCAUCAGAAACCAAUGAUGAUUUGGUAGUUCAGGAAGUUUGUAACCCGUUCUCCGGUGCACCUAAUUACACCUUCACACCUGAUAAAUGCCCAACUGAUUCUAUACCAGUUGGAAACUUACCAAAUGUAAGUGUAUAGUAAAUGGAACCAUGUUAUGAUCUAUAAGUAUCAAAUUGCUCGUUUGAGCUUAACAUGAUUUAUUACUAUUAAGACUUACCUUCCACCAAAUAAGACAACUUAAGGUGGACCUGGUCUUGGUUAUGAAAAUGGGUCAUAUUGGACUAGCGAGUUUUCGAGCCCGAAACCAAACUGUUUUAAUGGUUUAACAAUAACUGGGACCUGUUCACAAUCGAGUUGAGUUGUAGUUCUUCCAUAAUAAGUCCAGACUGACCAUAUUUCUUCUGUUUAUGUAUUAUAAAAUAGGGUAACAAUUAAAGUGAGUAUGAAUUGGAUCCGAAUGACAGUUAUACCCAACUGGGACUAGACUUGGUAAAUCCAGACACGGUUAUGGUUCCUUAAAUUCCAUGAUCUGGAACCGAAACCAGUUCGGGUCCACCAUUAGGUCAACCAUAUGGUAUCUUACAUUUUAUACAUCAUUACGCAAAAUGAUUAGAUAAUUGUUACAACUCGUAGUUCCAUUCUAAAACGUCACCGAGUACAUUUCAACAAUUCAUUGCAUUCAGUUAAUAUUUAUGUUUCCUUGAUCAUGAAGAUCCUCUCGCGGUACACGUGUUACAAAUCGUCAAGGAAAUGCCGAGGAGAAGGAAAAUUCUUGCCUGAGGCAAUAUAUGAUGAAUGCAGGGCUUACAGUGAAUCACUACAAGACCUGAUAGACAUAUAUCCUGAUUUGGUGAGCCUUAUAAAAUGCUCCCAAGUAAAACAAGCAUUCUCAGAUAUUGUUCAGUUCCAGUGCAAGCCGUUUAGGAAGGCAGCACGGCGACUAUGGUUAUCCACGCUGCUGUUCUCCAUCUGUUUGGUGAUUCUGACAUUAUUGUGGGCUGCAAAAGCUUACCAAGACAAGGGGAAACUGUUCUCUCCUUGCUCCAUCUUCCCCGAACGAGUUUAGGCUUGGUGAUUUAGUUCUGUUCAUAGCCUAUAUAAUAAAUUCAGAUCCAAUGUAUAGUACAUUAAUUCCUCAUUUUUUGUGUGUGGUUUGGAGUCAAAGUAAAUCUCCAGGCUGAUCUUGCUUCAUGGUCUCUAUGUAUAUGCAGAUCAUGGAGUCACAACAUAAAUUAGGCUUUACACGGCUGCAGAAUAAUCACGAAUGUGUGUUAAUGUAUAUUCUGAUUUGAAUAUGGCAUUGUUGAAGAAUUCAACUUGCUAUUUUGUGAAGUAAAUAAAAUUCUCUGCACUUUAUUGUUAAUUCUCAA
Cuscuta epithymum is the source of this 2689-nucleotide messenger RNA. The record is from the annotation of a GenBank genome assembly. Lineage: Eukaryota; Viridiplantae; Streptophyta; Magnoliopsida; Solanales; Convolvulaceae.